Jaculus jaculus (lesser Egyptian jerboa) is the source of this 1847-nucleotide messenger RNA. RefSeq names its product solute carrier family 16 member 8 (gene Slc16a8). Gene Ontology annotation, biological process: transmembrane transport; monocarboxylic acid transport. Gene Ontology annotation, molecular function: monocarboxylic acid transmembrane transporter activity. Lineage: Eukaryota; Metazoa; Chordata; Mammalia; Rodentia; Dipodidae. Gene Ontology annotation, cellular component: membrane. The record is from RefSeq and is a predicted model, not a curated record.
GGGCCCAGUUGGAAGCCGGGAGUCUGCUGGUUCACUUCAUGAAGCUGGAUGUGGCCCUCCCUGCCGGCCUCAGGAGAUGUGAGGUUGGACCCUAAGCCAACAGUCAGACCUGGUCCCAAGCCCUGGCGAGGGAACAUUCCUGAAGUCAAAUCUCAGAGGUGGUGGCGAUGGGCGCCGGUGGCCCCCGGCGCGGUGCGGGGCCCCCAGACGGAGGCUGGGGCUGGGUGGUGCUGGGCGCCUGCUUCGUGGUCACCGGCUUCGCCUACGGUUUUCCCAAGGCCGUGAGCGUCUUCUUCCGUGCCCUCAUGCGCGACUUUGGUGCCGGCUACAGCGACACGGCCUGGGUGUCCUCCAUCAUGCUAGCCAUGCUGUAUGGCACGGGUCCUGUGUCCAGCAUCCUCGUGACCCGCUUUGGCUGUCGCCCGGUGAUGCUGGCGGGCGGGCUGCUGGCUUCGGCGGGCAUGAUCCUGGCUUCCUUCGCCACGCGCCUCCUGGAGCUGUACCUGACGGCGGGGGUGCUCACAGGCCUGGGCCUGGCCCUCAACUUCCAGCCGUCGCUCAUCAUGCUGGGGCUGUACUUCGAGCGCCGGCGGCCCCUGGCCAACGGGCUGGCGGCGGCGGGCAGCCCGGUGUUCCUGUCGGCGCUGUCGCCGCUCGGCCAGCUGCUGCUCGAGCGCUUCGGCUGGCGCGGCGGCUUCCUGCUCUUCGGCGGCCUGCUGCUGCACUGCUGCGCGUGCGGAGCCGUCAUGCGGCCGCCGCCGCCGGGGCCCGGGCCCCGCCUCCGCCCGAGCGCGCGCGGGAGGCGCGGAGCCCGCCCGGGGCCGACGACGGCACGCGCGAGGCGGCCCCCGGGCGGCCGGACGCGCCGGCGCCUGCUGGACGUGGCGGUGUGCGCCGACCGCGCCUUCGUCGUCUACGUGCUCACCAAGUUCCUGAUGGCGCUCGGGCUCUUCGUGCCCGCCAUCCUGCUGGUGAACUACGCCAAGGACGCGGGCGUCCCCGACGCCGAGGCCGCCUUCCUGCUGUCCAUCGUGGGCUUCGUGGACAUCGUGGCCCGGCCGGCGUGCGGCGCCUUGGCCGGCCUGGCGCGCCUGCGGCCCCACGUCCCUUACCUCUUCAGCCUGGCCCUGCUGGCCAACGGGCUCACGGACCUGUGCAGCGCGCGCGCGCGCACCUACGGCACCCUCGUCGCCUUCUGCAUCGCCUUCGGCCUCUCCUAUGGCAUGGUGGGCGCGCUGCAGUUCGAGGUGCUCAUGGCCACCGUGGGCGCACCCCGCUUCCCCAGUGCGCUGGGCCUGGUGCUGCUCGUGGAAGCCGUGGCCGUGCUCAUAGGCCCGCCCUCGGCCGGCCGCCUGGUGGACGCUCUGAAGAACUAUGAAAUCAUUUUCUACCUGGCUGGCUCUGAGGUGGCGCUGGCUGGGAUCUUCAUGGCCGUUGCCACCUACUGCUGCCUGCGCCACUCUAAGGACACCCCAUCGGACCCAGCCGCCGAGGGCGGGGCCAGCGACGCGGAGGAUGCGGAGGCUGAAGGGGACUCUGAGCAGAUGCCUGCCAACACCGACGGGUCUAGUAGCCUCAAGGUUCUGGAGGUGCUGGGUGCCCAGGCCAGGUCCCCAGCACCUGAACCCGAGGUGGAGGCAGAAUCGGUGCUGGGCCGACAGUCGGUGUAGCACACCUGGCAGGUGGUUGGUGGGCUUGGGAGAGUCGUCCCUCACCUCUUAGAGAGCUGCUCACACCUGGCCUGGAGUUGGUCUCAUGGGGGCCCCAGGAUGCCCUUCCAGUCACCAAGCCCUGUCCCCUUGCCACCUACACAAGCACAAACCCAUAAAGCUGAGCCAAAUGACAAA